This is a messenger RNA of Drosophila obscura, 2272 nucleotides long. RefSeq names its product protein transport protein SEC31. The transcript is spliced from 3 exons. NCBI's taxonomy places the organism in Eukaryota, Metazoa, Arthropoda, Insecta, Diptera, Drosophilidae. The record is from RefSeq and is a predicted model, not a curated record. Bases 195 to 1625 code for a protein of 476 amino acids.
AAAACUAUCGACAAGUGAAAUCAGUUAAUAACCGAAGCAAGCAACAAUAGCAGCAGCAGCAUCAUCAUCGUCAGCAGCAUCAGUCAAAACAGUCGAGAGAAACUGGUUUCUUGUCUGCUCCGUAUUCGAGGGGCCAUCGCACGUAUUGAAAAUCGUUAAGUCCGACCUGUCGCAGAGGCAGACGACCGCCGAAGAUGGCUUCUUCUCAUUGCGCAGUAGUCGCCCUCAGCCUGUUUGCCCUCCUGCUGACGCAAACGGGCGUUGAUGUUGUGGAUGCGCGCCGUAACCAAGGCAGCAACCAGCGCAAAACAUCAUCAUCAUCCAGCUCCAACGGUCAUGUGACUCAGCCCAGCUAUAGCACUAACGGGCAUGCGGCUGGUAACUCGCAUGCAGACGUGGCCAAGCUGAGUUAUCCCAACUACAACUCUCAGCCAAAUCGUCCGAAUGUGAAUUCGAACGCGAAUCCGGCUUCGGCUCCAGCUCCUCAGGCUGGCUGGAAUGUGCCACAGGGUCCGCCGCCCGCAUACUCCGCCUCAAAUCCCGUUGGUGGCGCUCGCCCCAAUGUGAACGAGCAGGCUCCCUCCUAUCAUGCACCCAGCUAUGGGGCAGCGCCGCCCAGCUAUGGUGCCGCCCCGCCAAGCUAUGGAGCAGCCACCUCAAACGUCCAUCAGCCCAUCACGGCCACCCAGAACCAUGGUACCCAGUAUGCCGGAGCUCCACCCGGCGCCACCUACUAUCCAUCCGGCGGACACAAUGGCUACCCAAGCAAUCUGCCAGCCGGCGCCACCUACUAUCCCUCGUCAGGACAAAUGCCCAUGGGCGGAGGGUAUCAUCCGGCAGCCGCACCACCGGGAGCCACAUAUUACCAGGCUGGCUCUGCUCUGCCUCCAGGAGCCACCUACUACUCGCAGCCUCCCCAGCAAUCCUCGUCAGGACUGGGCUUUGGAACGGGUCUACUGGCUGGUGGAUUGGGUGGCGCUCUGCUUGGCCACGCAUUGACACCCUCGGGCGGCAGCUCGUCGCAGCCUGUUGCAGCUGCUGCUCCUGCAGCGGCAGGUCAGGACCGCAUCAUCAUCAUCAACAAUGGAGUGCCGGUGAAUGCCAGCGAUGGCACCACAGUUAUCAAUGCAUCCGGAGUGGCUGCAGCAGCACCAGCACCAAUGAACACUACCCAAGAUGUUCAGCCAGCUGCAAUGCCAGCUCCAAUGGCGCCGUUUAACCCGGAAACCUCCAACAUGACUGUGCCUAAUUCGGCAGAUGCCGCUGCAGCACCACCGCCACCCGGUGGCAUUAUUUGUGUGCCCACUAAGGUCAACGAGACAGAUCCAGCUGACAGCACCAAGAUGAUUGAGGUGGAGAAGAUCGCCUGCUAUCCGGCACCUCCGCCACCGGCAGCAGGGCCCGGCGAAGGACCUGCUCCAUUGGCUCCAGUGGCCCCGGCCCAGCCAGGAUCACAGCAGAUGCAGACACCACCGGCAGCCUCCUCAUCGAUGGACGCAGCCCUCAAGUCCAACACUAGCGGAGCCUCGCUCGUGGCCCCUGGUGGUGGCCUCGGCCUUUUCCUGGUUGUAGUCUCUGCACUCGCCAUGCGUCUGGCAGCUCCAGAACUUUCCAAUUCGUUGUAAAUCCUCCACUGACCGUCAGUCACUCCACUGCACCCCUCCCUAGUUGUCCGCUUUGUCUGCAGCUUUUUGUAGCUUUGAAAUGGUUGCCGCCUGUUACCCAAGUGUCUGUUUACGCUGGCCAAGAUCGAUAUUCCAAAUGCGUUGUGGUCCCACUCGCCAAGGGCGUGGACAAGUGACAAAUUGCAUGUGUUAAUUGGGAGGAAAUUGUUAAUUUAUUGCGUACCCGUACCCUCGUCAAAACAACUGUAGUCAGUAUUCAGCGACAUCCCGUCUUAGUAUUUCCAGCUUAUUGUCUCGAUAUAUAGAUAGUGCGUUUCUCAACUAACCCUAGAUUGUGCCUGGCGAGUCCAAGAUCCAGCCAGUCUCUCAACAACGAAUCUCUCACAAUUGUGAACUGAAAUUACAUUCGAAUAUCUAAUACCCUUUUCUCAAUUAACAAAUUAUGUAAGCAAAAAAAAAUGAAAGUACCAAGUACGGCACUGAAAGUGUUUGUAUAUUUUUCUAGAAUUGUAAUUGUUGCUUGUUUUCUGUUUUUUUGUUUCUAAUUUUAUUUUGUAUUGUUGUAUGUAAGCAUUUGUUGCACUCUUUAAUUGUUGAAAUAAACGCUUUUGAUCAACACCCCACCCCCCACACAGACACGCACGCGA